UGUUAUUUUUGUUGCCACCCAGGGCUCGAAGGUAUAAAUAAUAUGCUCGAUUUGUCUCUUCGCCUCCAUUUCGCCCUCUGUGCUCUCUGCCAUGGCUACCCCCCGGUUUCAAGAUUUUCCACCUUGGUUCUCUUAUAUCACCUUUUCCUUCGACGUAGCGGCAACUCUGGAUUUAUACUGUGAUGGGGGUGAGGAGGCCAUGUUACAAAAAUUGGAUGGUCUUGAGGAUAGGAAAUAUGCUGGUUACUGCUUGGAGGUCGAAGUUCCACGUGAACCCACAUACCAGGUUAUUAGCAUUAGGCCAUCGCAACAGGGUCUCACCAAGCCUCAUUCUCGGAAACCCCAGUAUGCAAGGCCUCUGAUGUGUGUCCCCAUGUUGUCGGCAACAGCCCAUCCUAGGUGCAGGGAACCUCUCGACGUGACGAUGCCAUUGCCAUGGGAUAACUGCUAUCAUCCUACCUGCUACGACGUUUGCGUUCGUGUACCGACGGAAAGGCGGGACUAUUGUCAGUCAUGGUAUGUGAAAGGGCACUUUUCUCGCGAGCUUCGUAUAGCCUUCGACGAGGAUGAUCGCUACGAACAACUUCUUCGGGUUGGACUAGACGAUGAUCAGAUCCUUCGAGUUCUCGACGGUCAAGAGGAUCCCCUAGCUACAGAUGUGCCGGACGAAGCUUCGGAGACUGAUAGUUUAGCUAGCCCGAUGUUACUGGCCAAGGUACCAAGCUCCGAUAAGCUUGAAUAUGAACCGUGCUUCGUGCCCGUUAUGCGUAUCGACCACAUCCUAUCGAACGUCCCAGAAAUAGCUGAUCCAUCGCAGCUAUGUGGAGAUCUGGAUCUUUUUCAAGAAAUCGUGCACGAGUAUCAGCUUGCCCGCUGCGGAUCGGUCCUUUUCGACCCGCUAGAGGAUCCACCGAUUGACGACACGCCUGUCCGUGACAACGUUUCAUCGGUUUAUACUGUAUAUACUGUAGGGUCGGCGGAAUCUCGCGCGAGCUCGACGGAAGAUUUGAGCUCUGAUUCUCCGGACUCCCACGAACUGCACUCAUUGUCAGAGCAGUCUCCCCAGGUGCCGGUGCCGGUGCCUACUCGGAAAGGUAAAUUGAGAGUCAGGUCGUUCCUCCAAAAGGCGAUCACGAAUCUUGUCGAGGUCUUCAAGCGGCCCAAGGUUUCUCGCAAGUUGUGAUUUGGUCUGCGGGAUAGACCCAGCACCUCACUUUCGUUUUAUUAUAUACAUUAUUUUGUAUCGCUAAUCCUAUUGUACAACUCACUCUCUGGUAUGGUACCGCGGC
Guyanagaster necrorhizus is the source of this 1289-nucleotide messenger RNA. RefSeq lists its product as uncharacterized. The record is from RefSeq and is a predicted model, not a curated record. The transcript has 4 exons. NCBI's taxonomy places the organism in Eukaryota, Fungi, Basidiomycota, Agaricomycetes, Agaricales, Physalacriaceae. The coding region runs from base 92 to 1183 and encodes 363 amino acids.